This is a messenger RNA of Daktulosphaira vitifoliae (grape phylloxera), 5621 nucleotides long. RefSeq names its product intermembrane lipid transfer protein VPS13A-like. Gene Ontology annotation, cellular component: extrinsic component of membrane. The record is from RefSeq and is a predicted model, not a curated record. Lineage: Eukaryota; Metazoa; Arthropoda; Insecta; Hemiptera; Phylloxeridae. Gene Ontology annotation, biological process: protein retention in Golgi apparatus; protein targeting to vacuole. The transcript has 28 exons. The coding region runs from base 141 to 5606 and encodes 1821 amino acids.
CACUCGCCUUAUUUUAUAGUUCCAUACGGAACUUAUUCACUUGUAGUCGUUUAAAACGAUAAUAUUAACAAAAAAUGUAAGAAUUAAAGAAAUGUUUGUGUUUAUAUAGUUAACUUAUUGUAGUAUAGUAGAUUGAAACUAUGUUUGAAGGAAUAGUAGCAUCGUUGUUAAAUAGAUAUUUAGGUAAAUACAUAGAGGAUUUAGAUUUAGAAAAUUUAAAUGUUGGAAUAUUUAGUGGAAAUGUGUUACUAUCAAAUUUGAAAUUGAAAACUGAAGCAUUGUAUGAACUUGGUCUACCCAUUGAAGUAAAAGCCGGUUCAGUGGGUAAAUUCAAUGUGAACAUCCCGUGGAAUGGACUCUCGAAUCAACCAAUAAUUGUCAAAAUUGAAGAAAUAUUUAUUUUAGCUGGUCAAGUUAUAGAUAGAGAAUGGAAUACAGAACUAGAAAAGCGCCUGUUAAGGGCAGCAAAAAAAAAAAUUUUAGAUAAUAUAGAGAGCACUUCAAUAUUUGGAAAUGCGCCUAUGGAAAAUGGAGGUUUUUUGGAAACUCUUAUGACAACUGUAAUGAAUAAUCUACAAAUAUAUAUAAAAGGAGUUCAUAUACGAUUUGAAGACACCAUUUCUAAUAUAGAUUCACCUCGUGCUUUUGGUCUUUGUGUUCAAUCUAUUUCGCUUGAAACCACGAAUAGUAAAUGGAAACCGAUUUUAUCUCAACAACGUGGCCAGUCAUCUGUAUAUCAGAUCGUUAAAGUUGAUUCAGCUUCAGUUUAUUGCAACACGUUAUGCUCAAAUUUAUUACACAUCAAUAAAACAGUAGCACCCAAUUGGCAGGAAAAGAUGAGAUCUGGUUUAAAUAAUUUCAACAUAGACAACGAAUCACUUGAAUUUAUAUUAAAACCAAUAGUACUCAAAAUUAAAAUAAUUGUUAACAAAUCAAACGAAGUACGAGUUCCCAAACUAUUAGUGGACUUUGUACUACAAGACGCAGCUUUCCAGCUAUCUAGAAAACAAUAUGUUGCAAUUAUGGAAAUAGUUGCAUUGAUGAAACUAGCAGACAUUAAUAGAUCCUAUCGUUGUUUCCGACCAAAAAAUAAUAUUUCUGAAAAUACAAAAAGUUGGUGGUUGUAUGCAUACCAGAGCGUUCUACAACAGAGAGUAACGAUGUUCUGGUCAAAAAUACAGAAGCAUAGGAAAAACUAUAAGAACUACAUUAAUGUGUAUAAAAAAGUAUUAUUAAAUCCUAACGAUACUGAAACGAAACUUGAUUUACAAAUGCUUGAAGACGAAUUGGAUAUUUUUAAUUUAGUAUUAGCACGAGAGCAGGCUAAAGUUGAGCUAUUUGAAGAAAAUCCAGAAAGCGUUAUAAUUCAAGAGAUAAAAUCAAAAUGGUGGGGCUUAAUUAAUUCUAAACCUAAGUAUAGACUUUACUUAACAUGCGAAAAGAGCAAAACUUUUUGGAAUUUGCUCAAUCAGUCAGAAAAAGAUCGUUUAAACGAUAUUUUAGGCAGAACUGAAGGAAAAGACAUUACAUGUUGUGUCAAACCGAGACAAUAUAUAGAACAUAAAUUCAAUCUUACUAUCGCCAACUGUUUGAUUAGUCUCAUAAGUGGUACUAACGAAUUAAUGGUGAUAACUAUAGGUCACCUUAUGAGUAGUAUUGAAACAAGACCUUCAGCAAAAGCCUACAAGAUUUCUACACGUGUUGAAAGUAUAAAUGUCGAGGCUUCUGUUGAAUAUAGUUUGGUUCCUAUUAUCGAUACAUGUGCUAUGAGGGGAGCUUCAUCAAAAUAUUUCUUGAGUGUCGACUUUGAAAAAAAUCCACUUAAUUCCGACGCAGAGUACGGAUUGAGUGCUACAUCAGAGCCAGUAGAGUUUGUCUACCACGAAUUUGCUAUAUCCGCAUUAUUAAGUUUCUUCUAUUUUAAUAAACAAGUUAACAUUGAAAAUACUAUUGAAAAUAUAUAUAAUAACAUUCUUAUUAAAUUUAACAACAUAUUCAACUCGAAUAGACCUGAAUCAAAGUACAGAAAGAUACUGCUGAAUUUGGAUCUACAAUUACCUCAUAUUGUUUUACCGGAAUUUGGCUCUAUUCAAAAAGGAGAAAAUGUUAUGAUAUUGGAUUUCGGCGGAGUUAAAGUCAAAAGUGAUUUACAACCAUCUUCCAUUUGUUUUGAAGAUGUAACUCAAAUGGAAAUGGAAGAAAAGCUUUAUGAUCGAUAUUAUAUUGAUAUAGAUGGAUUUCAGCUUAUAUUUUGUAAUUCAGGAAAUGAUUGGAGAGCACUGAAAAAUCAAGUUGACUCGUCUUCUCAUAUAAUUGCGAAAACUUGUACACAAUUUGUUGUUUCCAACAGCAUAAAACCAGAGUAUAAACAAUUAGCUAAAAGAAAAAUAAAUAUUGUAGUACAAAAUAUAAAAUUCAACAUAUCUGAUCGAAAAAUAAGCUCUAUACUGGAUUUUAUUGAGAAUACUCCUUUGCCUGUUAAUCAUGUGUCAUCGGCAACUUUAAAAAGACAUUACAGUGAUGAUGAUGAGAUAUAUUUGUUAGACCGGAUUAAUUUACACAAUAGCGAAGAGGAAUUAAAAGAAUUAAAAUCCACAUUAGCAUUAUAUCAAAAGACUAAGGGUGUGUGUUUUAAUACAAUAGAAGAAAGAACUGAUGUAAAGAAAUUAUUGAAAAGUAUCGAUAGAAAGAGUUUCGUGUCAUCCGAAAUGAGUGACGAGGAAUUUGCUGAGCUAUGGGCUCGUACGGUAGACCUACCUGGAUUCGACGAUAAUGUUUCACCAAAUAAUACAAUUACUUCACUGUUUAGAUUUAUUAUAGGAGAAAUGUCAUUAAAUUUUCAUCGUUCUAGUAACAAGUUGGAAAAAUCAUACUUGAAUUUUACAACUAAACGAUUUUGUUGUGAUGUGGCUAUUAUGGAAUAUGGUCCAGCAAUACAAAUUUCUAUUGGAUCCAUGAAUUUGACUGAUUUACAGCAUAUAUGUAAGAAUAAUGAAAAUGUACGAAUGCUUCUAAUCAAUUCUGAAACACCCACGCAAGAUUCAAUUAACUUACUUUAUCGAAAGGUUAAAGCCAACUGUCCAGACUUUAAAAGUCAUUUCCAUAGUGUGGAAAAAUCCUUGGUGCUAGAUAUAGAUCAUCUUAUUUUAUCGUGUCAUAGAAUUUCUAUUAUAACAUUUUAUAAAUAUUUACAGUACAUUACGAAAAAAUUUAGCAAUAGACGGACUAACUCUGUAUUAACAUCAGACUAUUUUCAAAAAAUGUUUAAUGAGUAUUUUACUGGUGAUGACUCACCUGUACCACCUGGUUCUACUAAAUUUAGCUAUUCUGCUCGGAUCAGUCAAAUGAAUAUGAUAAUAUGUGAUGCAGGGUUAGAUUUUCUUGAUGUAAAGUUGGGUGGUUUGGAGAGUGACUGUACUUUUAAAGCAAACGAUAGAAUGAUUUUUCGGUUGUACGCAAUGGAUAUGAGUAUUGAUGAUUUGUCUGAUAUUACACUUUAUCCAAAGUUGUUUUAUACAGACGAAGACAAAUUACUUGAAUUCAAAUAUGUUCGUCAUAAUCCUCGUUUCUACAAAACAAACAUUGAUGAGGUCAAAGAAAAUAUUAAAUUUGACGGUAGCGUUAAAUUGAAUUUAGGCAGAUUACAUAUGACUAUUCUAUGCAAUGUUUUGUUGGAUUUUCAGUAUUUUAUAGAUCCCAUAAUUUCAGAAGAAAUUUUAGAUUUUGGUCGAUGCUUAAGAAAAAUAAUUUCACCACAUGUACCAAAACUUAGAAAUGGAUGGAAAAAUAAAAUACAUCUUUCAAUUUUACUUAACUGUCCAGUAGUAUUGUUCCCUCAAAAUUCUACAUCACCAAAUGUUAUUUUAUGUAAUAUGGGAGAUCUUUCAGUAGAAAAUUUCUUUAAAGAGCAAGUGAAAAAAGAUAAUGAUGGUUCAGGAAUUGUUGAUAAUAUUUUGGCUAAAUGGGACUGUAUAAAUGUAUCAAGAGCAAUAAUGACUCUUGAUGGAACUUUAGUUAUUCAAGAACCUAUGGUUGAACCUUUUGGUAUUCGUUUGGAUAUAAAGAGAAAUUCAACAAAUAAAAUGUUAUACUAUAUUAAUGGUAGUAUUGAUAACAUAGAAAUGAAUUUAGGACAGAAAGAUUUUGACACAUUUUUACAUGUUUGGGCUGAAAAUUUUGAGUCUGGAAAUUGUAUUCAUGAAAUGUUGAGUUUAUUUUUACCACAUAUUAGUGAAAAAUUAGAAGAUCAAGAUUUAAGUAGAACGCAAGUCUUUUUUAACCGUGAGGAUUCUUAUCAUGACGUAGACUUUNCACAAGUCUUUUUUAACCGGGAGGAUUCUUAUCAUGAUGUAGACUUCAAAUUUACAUUAGAUAAUUUGCAAAUAUCUUUGUUUGCUAAUUCUGACGAGAUACUGAGUUCUCCCAUACGUGACAUGAACCAUUCAUUGUGUAAAUUAAGUUUAGACGAAAUUCACGUUAAAAUUGACAUGUUUUCAGAUAAUAAAGUAACUUUAAAUUCAUUCAUACAAAAAUGUUUAGUAGAAGAUACAAGAAAGCUGAAUAAAUCAGAAAAAAUAAUAUUUGAUUCAAUGGGUCCGUUAGAUCCGUCAGUUGAAGUUCAUAUUUCGGUUUUGACCCCACCGUUAUUUGAUUUAUUCUUCGAAAAAACUUGUUCAGGUGACAAAAGUAUCAACAUACAUUUAGAUAAGACGCGAUUAAAUAUAUCCAUACCAUUCGCUGUUGAAUUGUCACAGUUUAUAUUUGACUCUCUUCCAAUAAAGAAAAAUGUAUCUGAUUACGAAUUAUUAUUGUCACCAACAAAUCGAACUGAUGGUCAUAAAAAAUAUAGAGAUGAGAAACCCGUACAAGUAAAAAAGACUAUUGCUACUAAUAAUCAAUCAGAUUUAACAAUAUCGGUUCGAUUUGAACAGCCUGAGAUAGCACUUUUACCCCCUGAAAUUGAAGAAUCAGAAAAUCGUGAUCAAUCACUAUUAUGUAGAACAGAGUUCUUAUUAGAUUAUAGUCGCCAUCCAGGUCAUGAGGAAGGUCUCAUAGUAUCUUUAUCAAAUUUCCACUUGGUUGCUAUUUCAUCGAAACGUAAAGCUCAAAAAAUGGUUUUACAUCCGUGUGACAUAGAGCUGUCUAGAAUAAUUAGUUCAGGAGACCAUGACGCUGUCGAUGUUCUCAUCCGUUCCAGUCCCCUGAAUUUAAAUUUAUCAACAAGCACAAUUCAUAUUAUUCUUAGUGUCAUUGACUAUAUUGAACUUAAUUGCGAGGAAGAUGUUGAUUUUGGUGGAUCAUCUUAUUGGGAGUAUAAGACUGAAGACUUAUGGACUCCAAAAUCAAUCACUCCAACCUACACUCCCAGUAGAGCCAUUAACCGGAAAUCAUUUAUAUCUUAUCUUCAUAAUAAAUCAUCUGAUAGAAUUGAUGUAAAAUCAGAAAAUCUUGAAGUAUACAUGCAAGACAUCCAUAUUUCUUUCGAAGUAGAAGAAUUGGACAUGGAAGAUGUCCCAUUAGUUUUUUUAGACUCUUCUCUUAAAAUACAAAUAAAAGAUUGGUCUGAUCAGAUACGUUUGAAUGGUAUGAAAAAUUAUCUUAAUUAGAAAACUUUUACUCAA